Trachemys scripta elegans is the source of this 1391-nucleotide messenger RNA. Its product is annotated as aromatic-L-amino-acid decarboxylase-like. Gene Ontology annotation, biological process: amino acid metabolic process; catecholamine metabolic process; serotonin biosynthetic process. Gene Ontology annotation, molecular function: aromatic-L-amino-acid decarboxylase activity; pyridoxal phosphate binding. The record is from RefSeq and is a predicted model, not a curated record. The coding region runs from base 264 to 779 and encodes 171 amino acids. Lineage: Eukaryota; Metazoa; Chordata; Testudines; Emydidae. The transcript is spliced from 3 exons.
UUCAUGGUAAGUUUAUGUCUAGGUGCCUUAUCUCACAAGGUGCUGAGCUCCUUGUGUAGACUUUAGUGGGAGUUUUGGGUGCAAGAACAAUAUGUGCUUUGUCUCAUGAUCACUAUCUUCUGACACCUCCUCUCCUUUCCACUUUUGCAUUUUAAACAGUUAGGGGUUGACUGUGCCAGUGUAUUUGCCAGUACCAGAAUAAUCUUUCAUGAUUUGACCUAUCUCUUAAGUUAUUAUACAGGGAGCCUCUGGAAGCUUGAACUAUGGUCUAUGCCAAAACUGGGUGUAUAAAUUGUGCUGUACCUGGAACAAUGUCUUCUGACAUGGAGUCCCUUCCUUCUCAAAUGCAUUACUCCUUCUGCUUGCAGCACUGGCAGAUCCCUCUCGGCCGAAGGUUUCGUUCCCUGAAAAUGUGGUUUGUGUUUAGAAUGUAUGGAGUCAAGGGACUACAGGAGUACAUCCGUAAGCAUGUAAAACUGUCACAUGAAUUUGAAAACCUGGUACUUCAGGAUAAACGAUUUGAGAUCUGUGCUGAGGUCACACUGGGACUGGUGUGCUUCCGACUAAAGGGCUCCAAUGAACUGAAUGAGGCCCUUCUUAAAAGCAUAAAUGAUGCCAGGAAGAUCCAUCUGGUUCCAUGUCACCUGAGAGAGAAGUUUGUGCUACGUUUUGCCAUUUGUUCCCGCACAGUGGAGUCUGUCCAUAUCCAAUUUGCCUGGAAGCACAUCUCAAAGCUAGCAACUGACCUUCUGAAAGCACAGGACAAGCAGCAGCAGUGAGGAAUGGGAGUGGGGUAAGGAGUGUUAAUUGAUUUUCUCCAUGCUGCCAAGUUUUCUUUAGUGGGAGGGGGAAUUAUGAGGGGGGAAAUAUAGCUAUUGAUAUUAUAUGGCCCAGCUACACUACCAAAAUGACUGUCAGCAAAUUGUGGUGUAACAUGGUCUCCUGAUUGCAUUAUACCAUGAUUAUGGUCCUGUAAAAAUCAGGGCUGUAAGGAGUUCUAUAAAUGGUUUUAACACUGUUUGUUCUUGCCUGUGUAGACAGGACCAAAUUAUCUUAUUAUAACACAGUUGGAGCACUAUCCGGGUCUAUUUGUUAUCAUGGUAGUUUUGCAAGUGACCCUUGAAGACAUCUGCUUUCCUAGGUGGCAGAGCCAGUGGUAAGAAAGGAAUUAGAGGAACUCUAAUAGCUCCUAAUGUAACAAUUUUCUAUAUAGAUUCCUCUACCUUCCCUUAAAAAGGGUUAGCUUUGGAGGCAACCAUCCUCUUAAAAUGCAAUGUUCUACAUAUUGCUAAUUCUAUUUGCCUACAUAGGUACAGUAACUCCUCACUUAAUGUUGUAGUUAUGGUCCUGAAAAAUGCAACUUUAAGGGAAACGAUGUUAAGCGAAUCCGA